Labrus mixtus (cuckoo wrasse) is the source of this 7027-nucleotide messenger RNA. RefSeq names its product transient receptor potential cation channel, subfamily M, member 6 (gene trpm6). Gene Ontology annotation, molecular function: ATP binding; protein serine/threonine kinase activity; monoatomic cation channel activity. Gene Ontology annotation, cellular component: apical plasma membrane. The transcript has 39 exons. The record is from RefSeq and is a predicted model, not a curated record. Lineage: Eukaryota; Metazoa; Chordata; Actinopteri; Labriformes; Labridae. Gene Ontology annotation, biological process: monoatomic cation transmembrane transport; protein phosphorylation; protein tetramerization. The coding region runs from base 247 to 6042 and encodes 1931 amino acids.
UAUGUUUUCUUCCAACUGUGCUCUAUAUUCAGUCAGGCCAUUGUUAAAAUUCGCUGGGAAAGGGAGCAGACCAGACCUUGAAAGAGCAGGGGAAACUUGAAAAGAGACUGUUUACUGUGACAUUAAAAGAUAGGAUGGCUGCUGUAAACCUUUCAUCUCAUCUGCGGAUUUAAGAGUGCAGUUUCCUAUGACUGGGUGGACCUACAUUUGUUUCAGCAUGUACAGUAGACGGCUGCCGGCACUGCAAUGAGCUUUACUGAGAAGUCACGGAAGGCUUGGAUAGAGGAAACCUUCUUCAAGAGAGAGUGUGUGAAGUUUAUUCCUUCCUCUCGGGACAUACACAGAUGUAUUCCAGUAUGUCAAGUAUGCCAAAGCUUGAUCAGAUGUUGUUGUGGCCGCCUGAUAGGGGAGCACUCAUGGGGAGAGACCCUUUGUCCCAUAUCCCUCCUCCCUGUUCCUGGACAGGACUUGGAAGAAGAGUGGUCCAUAGAGCUCCACACCAAAGCCAGUCCCACAAACGCCUAUGGGACUGUAGACUUUCAGGACACUGCCACACGCGUCUGCCGAGCCAAGUAUGCCCGUGUGGCUGUGGAUUCAAAGCCAGAGAUGCUGCUCCAACUGAUGCUGAAGGAGUGGCAGAUGGAGAGACCCAAACUACUACUGAUCGUCAAGGGAGGCUCAGAAAACUUCAGCCUGCCCCCGAAAGUAAAGCAGGCCUUCAGCAAAGGUCUGAUGACUGCUGCUCUGAGCACAGGGGCAUGGAUACUCACUGAUGGCAUUAAUACCGGUGUGUCAAAGUAUGUGGGCGAGGCAGUGCAAGCAUUUGGAGGUCACGACCUGAGGAAGAGAAACACAAUUGGCAUCACACCAUGGGGAGUGGUUGAGAACAACACUGACCUUAUCGGCAGAGAUGUUUUCAGACCUUACCAACCGAUGGGGAACCCCUUGAGUAAGAGGGCCGGUCUGAACCGUUUCCACUCCCACUUUCUGUUUGUGGAUGAUGGAACUCUGGGAAAACAUGGCUGCCAGCAAGGCCUCAGGAGGAAGCUGGAGAAACACAUCCGACAGCAGAAGAUACACCCUCGACUGAACCAAGGAGUGCCUGUGGUGUGUGUGGUGGUGGAGGGAGGGCCUACCAUUGUGUCCACAGUGUUGGACUAUGUAAGCAAUGUGCCGCCUGUUCCAGUGUUUGUGUUUGAGGGAUCGGGCAAGGCUGCUGACCUGCUUGCCUUCUUACACAAGCAGACGUCUGUUGACAGACAGUUGGAUGCUGACAUUAAAGAAGACUUUCUUGUCCGGAUUGGAGAUGUCUUUGGCGUGGAGGGAGCAGACGCCUCUCAGCUCUUCGAUCUGCUCCUGCGAUGUAUGGACCACAGGCAGUCUAUAACCAUCUUUGACUCAGAGUCAGAAGACCACAUAACACCGGAUGCAGCAAUUUUGACAGCUACUCUCAAGGGAACAAAGGUCAGUCCUGCAGAGCAGCUGAGUAUGGCCCUAGCCUGGGAUCGGGCUGACAUUGCACAGAAAGAUGUCCUUGUGUACAGACAGCAUUGGCAGGUGGGUUCCUUGGAGCAGGCCAUGCUGGAUGCUCUGGUGAUGGACCGGGUCAGUUUUGUCAAACUGCUGAUUGACAACAGCAUGACCAUGAAACGCUUCCUGACUGUAGAUCGCCUGGAGGAGCUCUACAACACGCCUCAAGGGCAAACAGACCGUUUCCUCCACCACCUUGUAGAAGAUGCAAAACAGACUUCCCUUCCCAUAGGUCACCGUCUUUCUCUCAUUGACAUGGGCCUGGUGAUAGAGUACCUGAUAGGAGGAGCGUAUUGCAGUACCUACACAAGAAAACACUUCAGAGCCGCCUACAGCCGCCUGCAAGACAAAGAGCAAGACAUGUCACCUGAGGGCAGUCAAGAGAUUACAAUGAACCCUGACCUUGGUGACUCUCCACUUCUGGUGCCCUUCAACUUCAACGACCUGUUUGUGUGGGCUGUUCUUCAGCAGCGCCAGCAGAUGGCACUGUUCCUUUGGCAGCAUGGAGAGGAGGCGCUUGCACGGGCCACAGUGGCCUGUAAGCUGUACCGCUCCAUGGCCUUUGAGGCCCGGCAGAGCACCAUGGACGACAACAUAGCAGAGAGAUUGAAGACAUACUCACUGGAGUUUGGUCAGCUGGCGGUUGAUGUGUUGGACUGCGCGUUUCGUCAGAAUGAGCAGAUGGCCAUGAAGCUGUUGACUUCAGAGAUGGAGGCAUGGAGCCACUUCACCUGUCUGCAGAUGGCUGUCUCCUCGUGUCACAGACCAUUCGUGUCACACUCGUGCACACAGACCCUCCUCACAGAUCUUUGGACGGGUUCACUCAACAUGAGGAAGAACUCCUGUUUGAAGAUCAUUUUGAGUCUUCUUCUGCCCCCGGUCAUCUUGUUACUGGAGUUUAAAAGCGAAGCUGAAAUGUGCCACGUACCGCAAUCUCAGGAGGCAAUGCUGUUUGGACUUGACUCUGUGAAAACAGAACCAGCCCAUGAAGGAAGUGAUCACACGGUCGGUCAGGAUGCAGAGCGAGGCCCGUCUCCUCAUGGCAGGCUUCUCGGUCCUGUGUUAGAAACGUUUACCUCUGUGACCAUGCAGUGUCUGUCCUUGAUUAAUUCAGCCUUUGAUUUCUACACAGCUCCUGUUGUCAAGUUCUGGUUUCACACAAUCUUCUACUUGGCCUUUUUGAUAUUGUUCUCCUAUGUUAUUCUGGUGAAGAUGGGGGAGCGACCCAGCAUUCAGGAGUGGCUUGUAAUAGUCUACAUCCUGUCCACUGCAGUGGAGAAAACCAGAGAGGUGCUAAUGUCUGAGCCGAGGAAGCUGAGCCAGAAGCUGAAGAUCUGGUUCUCAGAGUACUGGAACAUAUCCGAUUUCAUAGCCAUCCUCCUCUUUCUCGUCGGACUGGGGAUGCGUUUACUUGCUGAACCGUACCGGACAGCAGGUCGCAUCAGUUACUGUAUGGACAUCAUCUUCUGGUUUGUCAGGUUGAUGGAUCUGCUGGCAGUCAAUAAGCACGCCGGCCCGUAUCUCACCAUGAUCACUAAGAUGACCAGUAACAUGUUCUUCAUCGUGGUGAUGAUGGCGAUUGUGCUGCUGAGCUUCGGGGUGUCCAGGAAGGCCAUCCUGUCUCCAGAGGAGGAGCCGUCCUGGAGCUUAGCCAGGGACGUAGUCUUCCAGCCCUACUGGAUGAUUUAUGGAGAGGUCUACGCAGGAGAGAUGGUUGAAUGUGACGACGGCCGUCCGUGUUCUCUUGCCCCCUUACUCAUUGCACUCCUCCAGGCUGUCUACAUGUUCUUCCAGUACAUCAUCAUGGUCAACAUUCUCAUUGCAUUUUUUAACAACAUCUACUUUGACAUGGCUUCAAUAUCCAGUAAGCUGUGGAAGUACAACCGUUAUCGCUACAUCAUGACCUAUCAGGAGAGGCCAUGGCUGCCUCCGCCCCUCAUCCUCCUCAGUCACAUGGACCUUGGUUUGAGAGCCAUCUACAGGAGAUGCAGAGGGAACGCUGAGCAGGAGGAGAGAGGCCAUGGACUUAAGCUUCUCCAGGGCCACGAGGGUCGUAAGAAGCUUCAUGAGUUUGAGGAGAAAUGUGUUCAGGCCUACUUCCAUGAGAAGAGCGAUGAUCUUCACAGCAGUCAGAUUACCAGGAUCAGGGCCACUGCUGAGAGGGCAGAGGAGAUGUGCAUGACCAUUGGGGAGGUCUCUGAGAAGGUCAACUUUGUUCAGGACAGUCUCUCUGAGUUGGACUCUCAGCUGGGUCAACUCCAGGACCUGUCUGUGCUGGCUGUGGACACCCUCACCCUGCUGUCUGCGUCCAACAGCCUGCAUCACGAGGGUGCACGCCUGGCUCAGUGUGGAACUGUCAUUGCAUCCCAGCACAUCCCCCCUCACAGCUGGAGCCUCCCAUACAGGAAUGGGGCAGAAAGUGGUGUCCUUAAUCUGCGUGGAGCGAUGGCCAAGUCAUGUAAAAGUAGCCCACCGUCUUUACUGAAGGGUGUCACUCUUGCAGGGAGCAGACUGGCAUCACUUGAGGGUCGUGUCGGAGUCAGAGUGAGCAGGGGAGGUAAACAAGGACACACUGUGGAGGGAGAGGAAGGAGCAAAGGAGGAUGCUGCUGUUGAACAUCCCGGUGAGAAUUGGCCUGAGGGCUCUAAACCUGCAUCCCAUACCUCUCUCUCUCACUUUUACGGAGGGGGAGUUCAUCCUGGUGGUUUCAGGGGUCAGUCUCCCUGUGAGUCCUGUGGACCUUCCCACUGUGGGUCUCCUUUUUCUUCCAGAGGCUUGGAGUCACCGCAUCAUAAACUCUUGACAUGUGACCCACACCUGUAUCCAAAUCAGGAGGAAACUUCUGUGGAAGAGGAGGACGAAGAACGAGAGGAAGAGCAAGAGGAGGAGAGGAGACAGCUGUCCGGUAUAGAAGUAUCCAGAGCCUCAAGCAAAGCCCUCCUGUUGUCUGACCCUCAGGACAUCUCUGAGGGUUUGGUAAAUCCUGCAUUUUCUCAGAAUGAUAUCAUACCAGGUUCUCGGUCAAGACCCAUCAAGUCCCCCAGGCAGGCCGGUCUGUCCAGAGACCGUCCUUACGACUACUGCAGGUCCCUGUCUUCCAGUGUGGAGAAUAUGGCUUUCUCUGGGGUUCCACGCAGUCAAAUGAGGGGAUCAGUUUCCUCUCUUAAUGAACCAAUGAACAGAGAGAGUUUAUCUGGUGGGAGGACUUUUAGGGACGACACUUUGCUACGAUGCAGCAGGAGCAGAGAGUGGUCCAAAUCCUCAGACUUAACUCAUAUCAGCUGCAGAGACAAAAUCCAGAACAGGAAGACGGUGAAGAUUCAAGAGAGCGGUCCUGAUGAUGGAACCUUGCAGUCCCACCUGCCUGACGCCUGCUGGAGAAGGUACAAGAGACUGAGAGGAGAACGUACAUGUUGGUCGGCUUCAACCAGCCUCAGUCUGCCCAACUUUGAACCAUUGGAUCAGUUGCAGAAGCAAGUGUUUUCCCAUCAGGAUGUGUGGAGCCCCACUCAUUCAGCAUGGAACAGGUUGGCCAAAUCAGUGAGCAGUAGGUCCUCUUUACAGAGUGGUGUUCCACCUGAAGUAAAGAGCUCUUCAUUCCAGUCCACAGACAAUUUGUAUCCUCACUAUUCAGCUAUGGAGAAAAACAAUCUGAUGAGACUGGCUCACACCAUUCCCUUCACUCCUGUUUCCAUUUUGGGAGGUGAAGAGGUGAGCAUUUACUCUCUGGAAGAAGUGCCCUCCGACUCCAACACUGAAACUAGCACAGCCUCAUCCUGGUCCUCACAGGGCCUGUCUGCUUUACUGCAGCCCCUCUCCAGUGAAGAGAGCUCUUUGGAUGGGGGUCUGAGGCUGGGUUGCAGGGUGUUGUGUACCUGGGCAGAGCAGGAUGUACUCAGACCUGGUCUUAUAUACAUGGUCAAAGCCUUCAGGCCAGAGGUGAUUCGUGCCUGGAAGAGGUACUUCCAUGGUAGCACCGAACUGCAGCUUUGUUUAAGGGAGAUCCAGCAGCAGAAAGCAGCCCAGACGUUGAUGCAAGUAUUCAACCAAGUUAAACCUGACGAUAUGCCCCACUGUCCAAGGUUUCUAGAUGUUUCCCUGGUCCUUUGGCAUUCAAAUGGCCAGUGGCUAACUAUUGAGAGGAACAUGUCCGGAGACUUCAGGAAGUACAACAACAAUACAGGAGAAGAGAUCGCCCCCUGCUGCCCACUGGAAGAAAUGCUGCUAACUUUCUCCCACUGGACUUACGAGUACUCAUUCAGAGAGCUUCUGGUGCUAGACAUACAAGGAGUUGGAGAGGUGCUGACGGAUCCAACAGUCAUCAUGGCGGACGACCAAAGUGGUAGCAGGGGAGAGAUGCUUUUUGGUCCUGAUAACCUUGGAGUUGCUGCCAUCAAUGGAUUCCUGCAGAAACACUCUUGUGGUGCCUGCUGCCGCAGACUGGGCCUAUCAGAUUUAAGGAAGCGUUCGGACAGCUGCGGGGCAGAGCUGACAUCGGGGAUAGAAGAAUGAGAUGACGAUGAAACCAGGAUGUAACCUUUGACCCAGGGAGUAGGAGAAAAGGACACAUGCACUUAUACAUGCACAUGCAUAGAUACAUGUCUGUCUUAACACACACACACACACACACACACACACUGACAUAUGUUCUCACAAAAUACUUCCAUUGUGGGUUGUCGGGAUUUCUUUGCAGGGGAAAAAGGUAGAUAGAAAAGUGAUACCUGAACAUGCACAGUCUGUGACUGGGCACAGAAGAUUUCAUUGUGUUUUUUUUUUUGACUUGGGAUGUUAAUAUAUAUUCUCUCAGGGAGAAAAGUAAUUUAUUUCCAGAGAAAGGGAGUCUUGCAUAUGUUUUAGUAUAUCAUACAUUUUAUAUUCUAAAGUUUUAUUAUCAUUCCUGCUUUUACAGGACCACGCAUUCACAAACAUCAUCUGUUUUUCCACUUUCCACUCUUUUUGUAAGUAUUUUUGAUAUUGAGACACAGAUAACAACUUAUAUCUGCAUACACUUGUUCUUUAUGGAUUAUUGUACCAAAGAUCAUAUUUUUUAGGUGUGGUAAAAUGAAAAUGUGUAAAUGUGAGACAAAAGAAACAGACAGAAAUGACCCAUAAAAUUUCAUUUAUUUUUUUUUCUCCCCACAACAAAAUGUCUACAAAAGCGAUAAAAUAUAGAAUUUAACAAAAAUCACUUCAGACCUUCACAUUGUAUGUACAUCUCAAAGGAGGACUCCGUAAGGGCCCUGCAUUGCUCUGAACUUCAACCCUCUCUGAUCCAUCAUGUGUUGGGUGUUACUCUCUCUCUUUAAUGCAAAUGGAUGCUUGCACACACAUACGCACGCACCCACACUCAUUCUCAUGUGAAAAUAAAACAAAACUGCAGAGCUCCUGAAUUUAUAGUGGAGUCAGAGUUCAGAGUCCAGCAGAGUCCUCUCUUACCAACAAAAAGCAUAAAAUGUAAAAACGGUUUGUCUGAGUAAUUAAAUACAUGUUCCUUGGA